Molecule: messenger RNA, 2127 nt
Organism: Acanthocheilonema viteae
Lineage: Eukaryota; Metazoa; Nematoda; Chromadorea; Rhabditida; Onchocercidae
Source: the annotation of a GenBank genome assembly
AUGGCAAUCAAAAAGCGUCUAUCCCAAAAGCUUUCACUUCCAAUCAAUCAGAUAGCUUUGCGAUUAGAUGCUAAAGGAAAGAAUUUGAAUGAUGACUUAAUUGUGCAAGACCUCAAUUUGCCUUCGAAAGGUGCUCACUUAUAUAUUCGAGUUCUUGGGCCACAAAUCAGAUGGAAAACGGUUUUUCUUCUUGAAUAUCUUGGCCCGCUUCUGAUUUAUCCGAUUUUCUGUUUGAGGCCAAUUGAAAUCUAUGGACCAGGUGAUUCUCACGACGCAUCUCGGUAUUCCAUGUCUAACGGAGUAAAAUUUGCGUUGGUUUGUUGGACAUUUCAUUAUGCAAAACGUUUAUUGGAAACUCAAUUUGUUCAUCGGUUCAGCAAUGCAACAAUGCCUUUACGGAAUAUAUUCAAAAACUGUGGUUACUAUUGGACGUUUGCAGCAUUUGUCAGUUAUUUUAUCAAUCAUCCGCUAUAUACUCCACCAUAUUUUGGUUUCGUACAGAUUGCCAUAGGGCUUAUUGGUUUCGUCAUUUGCGAAUUCGGUGUGUUUAUACCAUGCGUUUUGCUUGUUGCUACUAGUUGUGAAAGUAAUCUAUCGACUCAUCUGCUUUUGAGAAACUUACGCCCUCCUGGUACUAAAGUUCGCAAAAUUCCAAUGCCAAAUGCCAACCCGAUGACACUAAUGUUCAACUUCCACUCAUUUUUACCUUUGCGGGAUUUUACCAAAUGGCCAUAUGGGCAAAAGACUAUGGUAGCUCAAGCUCUUCAAGCAGUUGUGUUAUGUGGUGGAUUAGGUAGUCGAAUGACAAGUUUGACAGAUCAUAUUUCGAAAUGUAUGCUUCCAAUCGCUGGUAUUCCCAUGUUUUGGUAUCCACUCAACUUUUUGCAAAGGAACUCGAUAGGGGAGGUUAUCAUGGUUGUGGCCGAAAGGUUGCUGGAUGAAAUCAAGCAACUUUUGUCCAGUUCCGCCUUGCCACCAUUGACUGAUUUACAGAUUGAAUUUGUUAAAUUGAGCAGUGCUGCAGAGCACUGGGGUACAGCAGAUGUGCUAAGAUUCAUAAAUAGCCGAAUUAAGAAAGAUUUCAUUGUUGUUAGUGGUGACUUUGUUUCCGAUAUGAACUUAGCUCCUAUGCUAUCGCUACACGCUUCUGAAAAUGCCGCUUUAACAUGUUUAUUAUGCGAUCGGGUUAUCACUGGACCAGUUCCUGGACCUAAAAUGAAACUCUCAAAAGGCACUAAUUUUCAACGCGAUUUUAUUGUUCUUUCUGGAAAUAAUCAGUUGUUGUUCAAUGGUUCGGAAGAAGACUAUGACGAGACGGUUCUUGUGAAUGUUGAUGUGCUUGAUAAGUGUCGGAUUGCUUAUUUCACUGCUAAAUACAAUGACUGCCAUUUAUAUAUUAUGAAAAAAUGCAUUUUAAACAUUAUCGAAAAACAUAGGGAAUUAAACUCACUGAAGGCUGAUCUUAUACCAUAUAUUCUGGAAAAGCAGAAUGCGAAAGAGGACUACGGCAUUUUUGGUACUACUGCUAUAAAAAGCCUUCAAAAUCCGUUGAAAUGUUUUGCGUAUUUGUUAUCACCAGAGAACGGCUUUAUUGUUGGACAUGUGAACACUAUCGGAGCUUACUUUGAAAUUAAUAAGGCAAUCAUUCGCUUCUUAUCGAGGUUUUCCGAAAAAAUUCCAGUCGGACAUGCAAUAAUAGAUGAUAAUUAUACUGCAACCAUCUCUGAUUGUUAUGUUGGUUCUACCACCCACCUUUUACAGCAAAGUGCUGAUGAAACAUAUGCUGCUCGUUCAGAGAGACCAAUUAUCAAGCGCUCCGUGAUCGGUGAGAAAUGUGUUCUUGGACCAAGAAGUAAAAUUGUCGGUUCUUUGCUGAUGGACAGAUGUCAAAUUGGUGCGGGGGCACAAAUAAUCAAUUCAAUCAUCUGCACAGAUGCUGAGAUCGGUGAAAAUACUUAUAUAUCUUCAUCGAUUGUGGUCUGCCGACAGAUAGUUUCUGCAAAAGCAAUAAAAAACGAAUCUGCUUGUUGUAAAACUGGCGCUUAUUUUCUUGCAGCGCGAGUGCACAAUGAACUAAUUGAGCCUAAUGAUGAAGUAGAGCUUGAGAAAUGGACCCAAGAACAGUGA